AUGGCUUUUGAAAACGUCUUUGUUGUGUGCUGCAUCGUGCUGUGCCUCUGGUCGCCGACUUUCUCAAUGCCAACGACGUGCAGGAUGCUCGGACACCUGACUCAAAUACACAAACAACAACUGAUCGACCUGGGAGGCAAUUUUCCUGAGCAAUGCAAAAAAGAGAACGUAGCGAUUGCAGUGCCGCUGGAUGCCUAUGAGAUUACAGGGGACUCAAAGAUUGAAGACAUCAAGAUGACGGUUUAUGAAGCACUCAAUCACGUCAACAUCAUUUUCCUGAGUGGGCAGAAGCCUGCAACUUGGAAUAAGACUAAUCUGGAUAUCUUUCAUAACAUCCUUCAUCGCCAGAUUCAAAGAGUAAAACAAUGUGUGCAGGUCGGAGAUGGAGAGCCACAAGGCAGCCACCUGGUGCUAAAGGCGUAUUUUGAGAAACUGGAAAAUAUUUUAAAAGACAAGGGAACCGGGGUUGCAUCCGCAACCUAUCGUUUUUGUGCUUGGGAAAUUGUAAGAAAAGAAGCAGUAAACAGUUUAACCCAAGUUCAGCUGCUCAUGGACAAAGCGGAAAUACACUAA
Messenger RNA from Acipenser ruthenus (sterlet), 573 nucleotides. RefSeq names its product interferon a3-like. Gene Ontology annotation, biological process: defense response. NCBI's taxonomy places the organism in Eukaryota, Metazoa, Chordata, Actinopteri, Acipenseriformes, Acipenseridae. Gene Ontology annotation, cellular component: extracellular region. The transcript has 5 exons. Gene Ontology annotation, molecular function: cytokine receptor binding. The record is from RefSeq and is a predicted model, not a curated record. The coding region runs from base 1 to 573 and encodes 190 amino acids.